GCCCGGAGUCCGCUCGGCGCGAGCGCGGGGACACGGGAGCCGUGCGGUACCCGAACAGUUCUACCGAGCAGCCGCCAGGUUCAGCCCCGCUCCCGGCCCCGCCGCGCCGCCCAGGGACCUGCUAUGGCCACGUCUAUACUUGGGGAAGAGCCGCGCUUCGGAACGACCCCGUUGGCCAUGCUGGCGGCGACCUGCAACAAGAUCGGCAACACGAGCCCGCUGACGACGCUGCCGGAGUCGAGCGCUUUCGCCAAGGGCGGCUUCCAUCCCUGGAAGCGCUCCUCGUCCAGCUGCAACCUCGGCUCCAGCCUCUCGGGCUUCGCCGUGGCCACUGGCGGCCGCGGCUCAGGCGGCCUGGCGGGCGGCUCUGGAGCAGCCAACAGCGCCUUCUGCUUGGCCUCCACGUCCCCCACGUCGUCCGCUUUCAGCAGCGACUACGGCGGCCUCUUCUCCAACUCGGCAGCGGCCGCGGCCGCGGCGGCCGGGGUGUCCCCGCAAGAGGCGGGCGGCCAGUCGGCCUUCAUCUCCAAGGUGCACACGACGGCGGCCGACGGCCUGUACCCGCGCGUGGGCAUGGCGCACCCGUACGAGUCGUGGUACAAGUCAGGUUUCCACUCAACGCUGGCGGCGGGCGAGGUGACCAACGGCGCGGCGUCGUCGUGGUGGGACGUGCACAGCAGCCCAGGCUCGUGGCUGGAGGUGCAGAACCCCGCUGGGGGGCUCCAGAGCUCGCUGCACUCGGGCGCCCCCCAGGCCUCGCUGCACUCGCAGCUCGGCACCUACAACCCCGACUUCAGCUCGCUCACGCACUCGGCCUUCAGCUCCACGGGCCUCGGCUCCUCGGCCGCCGCCGCCUCGCACUUGCUCUCCACCAGCCAGCACCUGCUGGCCCAGGACGGCUUCAAGCCGGUGCUGCCCUCCUACUCGGACUCCAGCGCCGCCGUGGCGGCCGCCGCAGCCAGCGCCAUGAUCUCGGGCGCCGCGGCCGCCGCCGCCGGGGGGAGCUCGGCGCGCUCGGCCCGCCGCUACUCCGGCCGCGCCACCUGCGACUGCCCCAAUUGCCAGGAGGCGGAGCGGCUGGGCCCGGCCGGGGCGAGUCUGCGGCGCAAGGGCCUGCACAGCUGCCACAUCCCGGGCUGCGGCAAGGUGUACGGCAAGACGUCGCACCUGAAGGCACACCUGCGCUGGCACACGGGCGAGCGGCCCUUCGUGUGCAACUGGCUCUUCUGCGGCAAGCGCUUCACGCGCUCGGACGAGCUGCAGCGGCACCUGCGGACUCACACGGGCGAGAAGCGCUUCGCCUGUCCGGUGUGCAAUAAGCGCUUCAUGCGCAGCGACCACCUGAGCAAACACAUUAAGACGCACAACGGGGGCGGCGGGGGCAAAAAGGGCAGCGACAGUGACACGGACGCCAGCAACCUGGAGACGCCCCGCUCCGAGUCCCCCGACCUUAUCCUGCACGACUCCGGCGUCAGUGCCGCCCGGGCGGCGGCGGCGGCUGCUGCAGCGGCGGCGGCGGCGGCCUCGGCAGGAGGCAAGGAAGCCGCGUCUGGCCCCAACGACUCUUAGAGGCUGGGCGAGAGGCGCGAGCGAGCGAGUAGAGACAGCGAGAGCGAGCGAGAGGUUCGGAGGGCGAGCGAGCGGGGUAUGGACGGGCGGGAGCUCCACGGCCGCCCCCGGGCCGGCGCGAGGUAGAGCGGCAUCCGGCUCGCGGGCCGCCGCUUGCCGACCACGCCAGGAGCUCCCCUCUGCUGCCCGAGCCCAGACGAGAAUCAAACGCGUGGUCCAGGAACAAAAGCGAAGCAUCUUUCGACACAAACAACACUUCAAAAAGCUGCACGCACAGACACACACACACCGGAGACCUACAACCACAGGCACGCACACUCGAGCGCGCGCACACACACUUAACCACUCGCACAAACUUCUCGAGCGAAGAGCAAUACACAGAAACGCUCCCUCCUCCCCCACCGCCCACCCCCUUCCACCACCCUUCUCUUUCCUUUUUUCCAAAAACAAGCCACCAUCCUGCAAAGGACUGUCAGAACAUUUGAGAACAAACGGGACCUAUAAAAACAGACCCUUUGCGUGGAUUAUAUUAUAUAUAAAAUGCUCCAAGUCCUGCUUGAUAUCUACUUACAAUAAGACUUUUUUUUCCUGUAAAAGGAAGCAUCAAAAAAGGCCGAAGGUGAGAAAUUAAACUGGAAGUCUAGUGACAGUUUCUCUGUAUUUCAUAACAUCUGUAUAAAUAGGGUUCAAAAGAUUGUGUUCUCUUUUAUUUUCUUGUAAAUGUUCAUUCGAAUAGAGUUUUUUUGGUGAAUUCCUGAAAUUCAGGGAGUUUUUUGUUUUUAAUUUUCUGAUGCACUUUGUGAAAGUCAGUAUAUAUGUAAAAGAUAUUUAAAAUGUUGAGUUAUCAUUUCACUCACAAACACGUAAGUUAAGGUCAUCUAA
Molecule: messenger RNA, 2451 nt
Organism: Balaenoptera acutorostrata (minke whale)
Lineage: Eukaryota; Metazoa; Chordata; Mammalia; Artiodactyla; Balaenopteridae
Gene: SP9
Product: Sp9 transcription factor
Exons: 2
Coding region: 124-1569 (481 amino acids)
Biological process (GO): regulation of transcription by RNA polymerase II
Molecular function (GO): RNA polymerase II cis-regulatory region sequence-specific DNA binding; DNA-binding transcription factor activity, RNA polymerase II-specific
Source: RefSeq, a predicted model, not a curated record